AUGAUCGUGUCUCCCUCGGCGGAGCGCAACAAGCAGCCCAUCGCGGAGGUGCUCGCGCGCUACGAGCCGUUCGCGAGCGGCGCCGAGGCGCGCUGCCUCGAGAUCGCGAGCGGCUCCGGGCAGCACGUCGCGCACUUCGCCCGAACGUUCCCGCGCGUGUCGUUCCAGCCCACCGAGUACGCCGGCGGGUCGCCGGGCCCCGAGGCGCCGCCCUACGGCGACCUGGCCGCGGUCUUCGCGUCCAUCGAGGCGCACGCCCACGGCCUCGACAACGUCCUCGAACCGCUCGCCCUCGACGCGGCGGCGGACCCCUGGGCCGCGGCCGGCGCCUUCGACGCGGUCGUCUGCUGCAACGUGAUGCACAUCGCGCCCUGGGCCGUCGCCGAGGGCAUCCUGCGCGGCUCCGCCGCCGCGGGCGCGACGCUCUUCGCCUACGGGCCCUUCGCCGUCGGCGGCGCGCACGUCUCCGAGUCCAACGAGGCCUUCGACGCGCGGCUCCGGGCGCAGGACGAGGCCUGGGGCGUCCGCGACACGGCGGACGUCGCCGCGCGCGCCGAGGCCCACGGCUACGCCCUCGCCGACGUCGUGCCCAUGCCCGCGAACAACCGGCUUCUGGUCUUCACGCGAUAG
Molecule: messenger RNA, 630 nt
Organism: Aureococcus anophagefferens
Lineage: Eukaryota; Pelagophyceae; Pelagomonadales; Pelagomonadaceae
Exons: 1
Coding region: 1-630 (209 amino acids)
Source: RefSeq, a predicted model, not a curated record